GAUGCUUGUAUUUCGGACAACUGUGGUAUUGGCGAUUUCUCGGCCAUUACUAACAAGGACAUAAAAUUGGCCCUAAAAGGCUACAAGGGCCCCAAGAAUGAGAAGUUUAAGGGCUACUGUCUGCACCCGGACAGGGAGUCGUGUAUACCUAACGAAAUAACAUGUUUUAAGGACAAGGACUGUUGCAGCGACAGGAGUUCCCCAUAUUUGACACGAAAUUUUAAUCACUGGUCUAAAAAGGGGGUUAAGGGCCCUAAACCUAUCCCAGGGUUUGGCAACAUUUUGAGCCCUUUCCUCACUGAACAGAUUAUACUCGAAAAAGACUGGAUUAAAAAAUACGGCAAAAUCUAUGGCACUUUCGAGGCCAAUAAACCCAUACUAACCAUCGCUGACCCGGCGCUCAUCAAACAGAUAAUGGCCACCGAUUCCCAUGCCAAUAAACCCAUACUAACCAUCGCUGACCCGGCGCUCAUCAAACAGAUAAUGGCCACCGAUUCCCAUGUAUUCAACAUCAACGUGACGGAUCCCAUACUCCAGGCGCCCGCACACCCCAUACUGUCCAAGACAUUGGUGGCCAGUAAUGGUCAGGACUGGCGUCGGGUGCGCUCUCUAUUCAGCCCCGCCUUCUCGACGUCCAAAAUGAAGACAAUGUUCGCACAAAUGCGUGAAUGUCUCACACUUUUGCUCAAUAAUCUGGAACCGUAUGCUAUGGGCACCGGUAGGGAGGUUGAGCUGAAGACCAUGUACGGCAACUAUACUAUGGACGCCAUAGCUACCUGUGCUUUCGGCACCAAAUUGAAUGGAUAUACCGACGCGAGUAAUCCGUUUGUGGUGAACGCCACCCGUGUGUUCACACCAAACCCGGUGCGACAGCUGCUGUCGAUGAUAUUACCGCCGUUUGUGCUGAAGAUGAUUAAUAUGAGACACAUUGUCCACGAGUCCGCUCACGAGUUCUUCUUUGAGAUGACCCGUCGUAUAAUGAAUGAGCGCAAGAAGUCGGACGUCAAGUACAACGACUUCAUGGGAUUAGUUAUGAGUGCGGAAUAUAGUGACCAAAGCAGUGAUCAUUAUAAGAAUCCAAUGGAUAUUAAUUCAAACAUUACAAAUGAAAAGGGAGGAAACCCUGGGGACAGUUAUAUAACAAAUGAGGAGAUUCUGGCCAACUCUUGGGACUUCUUCACGACCGGUUACGAGACGACUGCCACUACUCUAGCCUUCGCUACCUAUGAGCUAUCCCUCCAACAGGACGUCCAGCAAAAACUGUACGAAGAGAUCCAGUCGUCGGUGGACUCAGACGGGGAGGUCGACUACGAGCUGAUACAGAAAAUGCCGUUUUUAGACGCCGUGGUCACCGAAACCCUAAGACUGCACUCAAUCACACUAAGAGUGGGACGUAUGGCCGGACAGGACUACAAAUUAGGUGAUACCGGGAUUACGUUAGAGAAGGGACAGACUGUUGAGAUACCUGUGUAUGGUAUACACCAUUGCGAGGAGUUUUAUCCCAAUCCAUCAGUGUUUGAUCCCAAGAGGUUUUUGCCGGAAAAUAGCCAUAAACUCAUACCUUAUACAUACUUACCCUUCGGUGGCGGCCAUAGGACUUGCAUUGGUAUGCGGUUCGCGAUUAUGUUAAUAAAGUUGGCUUUGGUUCACGUAAUGCUGAGAUACCGGUUCGUUACGUCCAAAAAUACAGACAUACCGGUGCUGUUGAAACAGGCCGGACUCAGCCAUACACCGGAACGAUUA
Oppiella nova is the source of this 1743-nucleotide messenger RNA. The record is from the annotation of a GenBank genome assembly. NCBI's taxonomy places the organism in Eukaryota, Metazoa, Arthropoda, Arachnida, Sarcoptiformes, Oppiidae.